This is a messenger RNA of Ochotona curzoniae (black-lipped pika), 7241 nucleotides long. Its product is annotated as aspartyl/asparaginyl beta-hydroxylase-like. The record is from RefSeq and is a predicted model, not a curated record. Gene Ontology annotation, molecular function: peptidyl-aspartic acid 3-dioxygenase activity; protein binding. NCBI's taxonomy places the organism in Eukaryota, Metazoa, Chordata, Mammalia, Lagomorpha, Ochotonidae. The transcript has 21 exons. The coding region runs from base 2237 to 3925 and encodes 562 amino acids. Gene Ontology annotation, cellular component: endoplasmic reticulum. Gene Ontology annotation, biological process: peptidyl-aspartic acid hydroxylation.
AAGGUGAGGACUUUAGCUGCUAGGCUACCACACUGGGCCCCAUUUUUAAAAAAAAAUUAUUUAUUUGAUGGCAGACUUAGUGGUGAGAGGGAGUGGCAGGGGAGACAGAGAGCUUCCAUCUGCUGCUUCACUUCCCAAAUGGUCUCAAUGCCUGGAGCAAGGCCAGGUUGAAGACAGGAGCUUCUAGAUCACACACGUGGGUACAAGGGACCAAGAACCUGAGCCACCUUCUACUGCUUUCACAGUCACAUUAGUGAUUUCUGUAUCCAAAGCAGAGCAACCAGGACUCAAACCAGUGCUCUUGGGGGAUGCCAGCACCAGAGGCAGAAGCUUUACUUGCCAUGCCAUAGCACUGGUCCUUGUAUGUAUGAAAUUUUUAUGUGUGAUGUCUGGAGAAAAUCAGUUGAUAUUGAGAACACCCUGUUUAUAAUAAAAUACUUGAAUGCUGCCACAAAUAUUUUUAUAAAAUGGCCCUUCCUUUGUUAGUACGAAGAGCUUAAGCUACACAGAUGCUUCAAGGCAGAAAUGUGUAAGCUUAAGUGCAAAUAUAUUAAUUUUUUAAAACUUUAUUUUUUAUUUUUCAUGGUAUGGUUCCGUAGGCAUGGGGAGUCUCCCCUGCACUUCCCCCAAUUGCCCCACUGCUGUCCCGUGUUAUUGCAGUAAUGUAGUCCUUCAGCAACUGUCACAAGUCUAACAUUCUGCUGUGUAAGUGUAUCAAGGCAUUGCAGGUAUAGACAAAGGUAGAAAAUCUAGUAUGGUCUUGGUAUAUUUAACGGUUUCACUGGGAAUCCUCCUUUCAUUCGAGAGUAAAGAUGCAUACUGCAGCAUGGUUUCACUUCUCAGUAUGCUGGUCUCCAUUAUAUAGUUCAUUUAUGAAAAUGUAUGUACAUACAUACCUACCUAUAUAUCCUGUAGUUUGCAUGUGUAUUUUUUUCUUGCAUACUGGCAGCUUUCAUUGGUGGGAAUCAAAUACCUAGCAUUUGGUGGUGAGAAAUCCAACAUCUGCAGUAGUAAUGCACAGCAAGGGAAAAUCCUAGGAUAAUAUAUUAAAAUCUAGACAAAGAAUAAAAUCCUAGAGAAUAAAUAAUCCAAUGCCUUUGUUUAAUCCAGUCUGAAGCUUUCUUGGGUAGAAACUUGACCCAAAUUUAGCAGUUGUUGAUUAGUCAGGACUUUUCUGUUUGGAUUCCAGUAACACUUUGAAUAAGAAGCUAGCUUUAGGACUCCUUUGGUUGCAAACACAGGUUUCCUGACUUCAGCAAGUAGAUACAAAGUGCAGGAUGUCAUCAGGGCUGUGUUGCUCCCUAGCCCUCAUCCCCGUUGGCUCUGCUGCCUUCUGCCCAGCUUCACUCUGUAGAGACAAGCUGCCACUUCCGGAGAAAGAGGAGUCUGAGCCUCAGCAACACCUUGCCUGCUUCUCAGCCCCGCUGCAAGGGUGCUGGUUUAUGGGCUGGCUGUGGGAGAGAAGCUGGGGAAGAAUUCCAGCCAGCUGGGUUAGGUGUGGUGGGCACUGUGACCCUUAAUCGUGCUGGGAAGUCUUCUUGGCUUGCUCAAGAAGGAUUGACUGGGUAUUUCCCCCGCCAGACUGCAAGGAGGAGGGUUCGUGGGGCGAGAGAAUGACUCUGAUGAAGAAAUGGACAGAAAAAAGGGAAGCAGGUCCUCAUUGCACAUACACAAGUCAUGACAUUUUCAAAAGCACACGUGGUGCUCUGUCUUGCUGCUGAGAUAGGUGGAUGGAUUGCCGUUUUGUUAAUGCAUGAAAUGUUUAGAGUUAACUUUCUCCGUGGACUGUUCUCUCUUACAGAGGGCAGAGGAUUAUAGUUAGGACAAUUCUAGUAAUUUUAUCUUGUUGAAAGAUAAAGACUAUGGGGCAGGAAGCACGGAAAUCCUAAAUUCUAACUAGAUGAGUGAAACGGUUUAUAAUACCCCGAUUGGCCUAAGCCCAUAGGCACUAUCUAUUGCUCAGUCAGGUGCUUGGAAAUCGUUCAGUUUCAUCCUGGCUUGGACCAUUCAAGAAUUAAGACUCUACCAGAAUGUUUUAGGAUACUUCUAGAGCACUUGGGAACUGGAACCUGGAUUUAAAGAAGGAUCUGCUAAAGAAGCGUUUGCUUCGGAGCGGAGAGCCCCUCCCGAGGAUGUGGAGCUGCCGGAUGAGCUGGAGGAGCUGGGUCACCUGCGGGCAGAACCCCAGUAUAUCGAAGAUGAAGUAGAUGAACCGAUUCAGUCUGUUCUUCAUGAAAUGGUACACACAGAGCAUGGAGAAGACCUGCCACCAGAAGAGGCGGGACCAUCAGAAGAACCCCUACCAGAUGAUGACAGUUUCCUGGUAGCCAGUGACCAAGAGGAUCGAUUUGAGACCCCAGAACAUGAAAUGGUUUCUGAAGAUUCCAGGGAACAAAAGGAAGAUCCUGAAGGACAGCACUAUGAUCAAGAUGAUGUCGUAUACCAAGACUAUGAUGACCAAGUAUAUGAACAUUCAGAUCAUGAAAGGAUAGGAAUUUCAGAUGAUGUUAUGGAAGACCCAAACGUGUUUGCAGAAGAUGUUUAUGCUCCACCUGCAGAAGAACAGCAGGAAGUGCCACCAGAAAAAAGCACAAAAGCAGAUGAUCCACCACAAAAAGAAACAGCUAAGAAAAAGAAGCCUAAACUUUUAAAUAAAUUUGAUAAAACUAUUAAAGCUGAAAUCAACGCUGCAGAAAAACUCCGUAAAAGGGGAAAAAUUGAGGAAGCAAUAAAAGCAUUUGAAGAACUAGUACGCAAAUAUCCCCAGAGUCCACGGGCCAGAUAUGGGAAAGCACAGUGUGAAGAUGAUUUGGCUGAGAAAAGGAGGAGCAAUGAGAUACUUCGUGGAGCCAUCGAAACCUAUCAAGAAGUGGCCAACCUGCCCGAGGUCCCCACAGACCUUCUGAAACUGACUUUGAAGCGGCGUUCAGAGAGACAGCAGUUUCUUGGUCACAUGAGAGGUUCCCUGCUCACCCUCCAGAGGUUGGUUCAGCUAUUUCCCAAUGACACUUCUUUGAAGAAUGACCUUGGAGUGGGCUACCUCUUAAUAGGAGACAAUGACAAUGCCAAGAAGGUUUAUGAAGAGGUUCUGACUGUGACACCUAAUGACGGCUUUGCCAAAGUGCAUUACGGCUUUAUCCUGAAGACACAGAACAAGAUUGCUGAGAGCAUUCCCUAUUUAAAGGAAGGAAUAGAGUCUGGAGAUCCAGGCACCGAUGAUGGGCGAUUUUAUUUCCACCUGGGGGAUGCCAUGCAGCGGGUUGGGAACAAAGAGGCAUAUAAGUGGUACGAGCUUGGGUACAAGAGAGGACACUUUGCAUCUGUGUGGCAGCGCUCACUCUAUAAUGUGAAUGGACUAAAAGCUCAGCCCUGGUGGACCCCAAAAGAAACAGGCUACACAGAGUUAGUAAAGACAUUGGAAAGAAACUGGAAGUUGAUCCGUGAUGAGGGCCUUACAGUGAUGGACAAAGCCCAAGGUCUCUUCCUGCCUGAGGAUGAAAACCUGAGAGAGAAGGGCGACUGGAGCCAGUUCACACUGUGGCAGCAAGGAAGAAAAAAUGAGAAUGCUUGCAAAGGAGCUCCUAAAACCUGCACUUUACUAGAGAAGUUUCCGGAGACCACAGGGUGCAGAAGAGGACAGAUCAAAUAUUCCAUCAUGCAUCCUGGAACUCACGUGUGGCCACACACAGGGCCCACGAACUGCAGACUCCGAAUGCACCUGGGCUUGGUGGUUCCCAAAGAAGGCUGCAAGAUCCGGUGUGCCAACGAGACCAGGACGUGGGAAGAAGGCAAGGUGUUCAUCUUCGAUGAUUCCUUUGAGCACGAGGUGUGGCAGGACGCCUCGUCUUUCCGGCUGAUUUUCAUCGUGGAUGUGUGGCACCCAGAGCUCACCCCACAUCAGAGACGCAGCCUUCCUGCAAUUUAGCAGCAAUUCAUCCAGCUUGGGACUCUCUACAGAGAAGCUGUCUUGUUUGGCUUCGUCUCUUUGGGUGUGAGGAAUGAGAUUUGAACACUAAGGUUCUUCAUCCCCUGAGAAAUUCUGUGCCUCCUCCUAAGUUUUGAAGUCACGAAAGAGGAUUUGUCUCAUUGUCAUUCAUUUAGGGAACACGCUGCUGUAUCAUCUCCUGACAGCACUGAUCGUAUGCCUGUACUAAGAUGAACACUUGACAGCGUCUGCAUUGCCAGCCAAAGAUAUUUUUUCCAUGUAGAAUAACAGGUCAAAAUCUGCAUAUUAUGAGAAUAUGUGUAUAAACUGUGAAUAUAUGGCUUUAGUUCAUAAUUUUUCUAUGCAACUGUAUUUUUCUAGGAUUGCUAAACUGUUUUGUCUUCACACACCACUACAUUUUGUUGAUUGCAAUGACAAACUGUGUAAAUACUUUAGCUGCUUCAUGAUAACGUCUCCCGGUGAACUCCAAUUUCCCUCUUUCAAUUCUUUUAGUAAAAGGCGCUCAUGAAUUAGGCAAUGUUAUUUUCCUAAUACAAAAGAGAACACAAUUACAUCAAUGCCCACGAACUAUCCUGAUCCCUACCUAUUAUCCACAUUGAGUCUUGUAAUUUUACCUCAUUGUGUUAAUGGUAGAAAUAUUAUCAAAAUCAUUGUUCUAAGGGGAAUUUUUGCAUUGGGAUAGAAUAUGAGAUCAUUUUUAAAGAGACAUAUCAAAAUACUAAGUAGAAGUUUUAUAACACCAAGUAUGAGGCCUUGUUUGUAAGGAUAAACAUUUGGAGAAGUAUGUUCAUUGAGGACUUGGCAGAUAGGUACUGCUAGAGGAUCCUGACUUUUUUGCUGUCUGUGAGGAGAGGCCGGGAACCCAGAGCGUCUACCUACUAUCCAGCUCUGAGAGACAGUUCAACCCCCAAAAUUUUGUAAAAAUAUUAAGGAUAGAACGGAAGGUCGCUUUGGAUGCUGCAAUAUCUAUGCUAAGUAUAAGGGGUGGAGACUGCUCUUCUCUUUGAACAUGCUUAGAAGACUCUUCCCCCUGGCUUAAGGAGCUUUUGGUUUGCCUUUGGAACACCACUUUGAAAGUGCAGUGACCUAGAAAUCAGAGUUGAAAAUGGACUCAACCUAUUCAUUUCCCCAAUAACCAAGUCAUUGAUUCACUAUAAUACCAAAAUUUUGAUUUUGUGUUUUUAAAAUGCAGGCUAACCAGAAAUGCUUGUUAUAAGAAUGUGAUGAUGUUCAGGCACUGAAUCCUAAGCCAUGAUGAACAAAAAUACUGCCAAAAUGGCAUAUAGGUCACUUGAUUUUGUUCACAGGUAGAAAAAUACACCUGUGCUUUCUUUUCUUUACAAGGAGACUUUACGAAGGAGAUUUUACGAAGGAGACUUCCCUGAUCUCAUUCAAAGAAGAUUUCAUGGGCUUGCAUUGUGGCAUCGUGCAUUAAGCCAUCACCUGUGAUACCAGCAUCCUAUGUCGACAUUGGUUCAUCCCAGCUGUUCCACUUCUGAUCUAACUCCCUGUUAAUGUGCUUGGGAAAGCAGUGAAUGAUGACCCAAGUGAGCACCUGUAUGGGAGUCCUGCAUGAAGCUCUUAAUUCUUGUCUAAGGCCUGGUCCAGCCCUGGCUGAUGUGGCCAUUUGGGAUUCAAUCUACAGAUGGAAGAUCUCUCUCUCUUUCUUUUCUCUGUCUCUCUCUCCCUCCCCCACCCCUAUAAUUCUGCCUUUCAAAUAAGUAAAUACAUCUUUUAAAAAAAGAAAUCCCUUCUGUGCCAGUGUUGUGAUGUAACAAGAAUGGCACCUAUAGCACUGGCAUUCCCUAUGGGUACCAGUCCAUGUCCCAUCUGCUCCACUUCUCAUGCAACUCAUUUAAUGGCCUGAGAAAGUUAGCUGGGACGGUUCCAUUGUUUGGAUCCAUGCCAUCCAUGUUCAAGACCCAGAUGAACCUGCAGGCUUCAGCGUGGUCAACCCAGGGCACUGCAACCAUCUCCGGAGUUAAGCAGAGAUGGAAGAUCUCUAUGUCUCUCAUGCUAUCAAAAACUCUGAGUUUCAAAUGAGUAAAUCUUUUAAGGAAAAAAUUCCUUAAUACUGAACUCUUGACCUUACAGAUAGUGGCUUCCAGUAGAAGAGUAUGCAAAAUAUUUAUCCUGUUCUUUCUGUUUUGCCAGUGUACAAAAAUCCCACAAAAAUAGAUGCAGAAGCACGGCAGAAAAACUGUCAAAUACCAAAAUGCAGAAGAGAAAAGAAAACUCAUGAAAAAUAAUACAUUAUUUGUGUCCAUCAGUAUUUAUUGAACAGAGGAAAUGACUGACAAAGGGCAGCACGAUCUGGUGCUCAUGGAGUGACAUUUGCGUCACUGUUGAUUUUGGUUCUCAUCAGUAUAGUGCAUACACAUAAAAGAGAUACAAACUGUAAUCCAUCAUUGCUGAACCAUCACCUUACAUUCAUUUAAUGAAAUUAUGGGAUAGAGGAAAACUAGCUCUUAACUAAGCAAAUAUAUGGUAUUUAAAAUCAGGUCACUACAGUAAGGUUCUAAAUAUUGUCAGUGGAAACGCCACAGAUAUUAUUACUGUUGCAAAGGGUUGGCAAUAAUUGAUUCCAAUAAGAUUUUAAGUACUUGGAUUCCACACCUGUUUUGUAAACCAAAGUGCAAGAUGGGUUUUCUAAUUCACCUUAAUUCUUUGUUUCUUACCUUUGUCUUAUGAGGCAAGUGUUUCAGUCACUGCGUUGGUGGAAUUAUUUCAGUAUUACUGUUUUGUGGCUUGAAAUGUCUAUACAAAAUGAAUUGAUUUUAUUGAUACUAUAAUGCAAGUGCUUGAGAAAUAUUUUGCAUUGUGUUUCAAUAUUAUUUCUUGAAUUGUGGAAUGUAAAAAUGAAUUCUGUUGUUAUUCUUUACCAGUAGGAAGAAAUGAAACAUCAGAAAGAAAUGCAACAUAAGGUUAAACUUAUUAUCUAUUGCAGGUAAUUGUGGCCAAUUACACCACAUUUUUUCUUUUGAAUUUUUCAGUUCACAAAUUAGUACUCCCAAAUACUUAAAACAGGAAGUCAAAUUUUACUGUGCGUUAUCAACCAAUUUGUUUUUUUUGUUUGUUUUUACAGUGAUCGCCAAUUGAUCAUAAUAAGAAAUGCUCAUGUCAGGUAGAUGUCUGGGCAAACAAGCAAUUUGCAUUGGUCUUGAAAACAUUGGAACAAGCAAGGUAUUAUAUCCUAUUACAUCUGUUUAUUUUAUAUCUGAUUUACUUGGAAUGGGUAGUUGGGAACUCCUUUUCUACGGAGUAGAUAAAGAAAUAAAAGAUCUUUGGCAUUUUA